Molecule: messenger RNA, 4185 nt
Organism: Eurytemora carolleeae
Lineage: Eukaryota; Metazoa; Arthropoda; Copepoda; Calanoida; Temoridae
Gene: Ge-1
Product: enhancer of mRNA-decapping protein 4
Exons: 15
Coding region: 409-3630 (1073 amino acids)
Biological process (GO): deadenylation-independent decapping of nuclear-transcribed mRNA
Cellular component (GO): P-body
Molecular function (GO): protein binding
Source: RefSeq, a predicted model, not a curated record
UUCCCCUGAAAAUAAAUAGUAUUUUCUUAACUUUAUUUUUGAUCUCCAGUUCUUUUCUUAAAUUUAACUUGAGUCUAGAAUUAAUGAAACUGACUGAACUUAAUUACAGUACAAAUAGCUGAACUUAAGUUCAGUAAAUGCUGUUGUUAAAAUAAGAUUUUUUUCUAAACCUUACCUUAACCUUAGCCUGCCCUUAGUGCUGAGACUUGAACUUAAGCUUGAGUCCAGUUUUAUUAACUUUAGGCUCUUUGUUUCAUCACGUGUUUAUAUUAAAGAUUACAUGAUAAGACUGUUAUAUGAAUUCUUCCUGUAAUGACUAGAUAUUUAUGUAUUUAAUUUUGAUAGUAAUAGUGUUUGACUACAGAUGUUUACCUUUAAUCUAUAUUUCAGACCUAGUUCACCGAGAAAAUGGACGGACAGACAUUUUUUCAGACAAUUUUACGAAGCAAAUCUUCAAAUGCACCCAUACAAUUCAGUGGAAGUGACGAAACUAACAGUUUUCCAGUGAAAGGAAGUGAGGUUUCCAUUGUUGGAAGUGCUGGUGACCAUGAGGUUGGAUCUUCUAAACUACAUAUCAGAGAUAUUAUUAAAUUCAGCUGGGAGCACAGAUACUAUCCUGGACAGCUGGUUUGCCAUCAUAUAUCCGGAGAGUAUAUUGCCUACGCUAUCAUUACUCCGGGUAUAAGCCAGGGUAUGGUGAGAGUUAUGAACAGAAACACAGAAGAACGAACUCUCAUCAAGGGAAUGAAGGGCGCCGUGGUGGACGUGAGCUUCGCGCACGUGAAGGAGGACGUGGUGGUGGGUUGUGUAGAUGAGCAGGGGAACCUGUUUGUUUACAGGAUCAGUGAGUCCUCCUCAGGUCUUCAACAUGAACGAGUUCUCUGUGUUCUCCGGGAUAAACCUCUUCAUACAGAGCAUAGACUGAUCUGGUGUCCGUAUAUGAAAGUAUGUGAAGAGGACGAGGAUGAUGAAGAUGAUGUAGAGAGCUCUGCUCGUCUUCUCGUCCUCACACACGGAGACGACUGUGAGGUGUGGCACGUUGAUACAGUUGUGGAAAAACAUGGAACCGGACCUCUCAGACCAGAGGAUGUAACUGACGGAUUAUUAAAAAUUCCCGAAGCUGGAGGCAUCAUAACAGACGCGGCAUUUUCUCCUGAUGGGAACGCUCUUGCUACUGCAUCCAAGGACGGCCAAGUCAAGUUCUUCCAGGUUUACAUGAAAGGGGAAGAAGAUCCACGGUGUUUACACCAAUGGUCUCCUCAUGGUGGAAAACCGGUUUCUAGUCUUCUCUUCCUGGACGACCACUCAGAGUAUCAACCCAACGUGGCGUUCUGGAAAUAUGUCAUUACCGGCUGUGAUCAUAACAGUGAACUUAAGAUCUGGUCCUGUGAAACUUGGAGCUGUCUUCAGACAAUCAAGUUUCAGUCCCAUGGGGCGGAUUCAACAGAACCUAGACUCAAGAUAGCUCUGGAUUCUACUGCCAGGUAUCUCCUGCUCUCUGAUAUUGACAGAAACCUGCUCUAUGUUCUCUCGGUUGAGUUCCCUUCUGAAUCUCUAAACGAAGAUGCAUCUGUAGUGUCAGUCUCCGAGUUCCCUACACCCGCUCCUCUCCUCUCAUUCUGCUGCAUCUCUGCUGGGAAAAAGCAGGUUGCUAUGGGUGAGGAUGGGGUUACAGUACAAGAGAAUGGAGGAUCUGUGGGCAGUAAGGAGAAAACUGUAAUCAAACUCUGCUUUGUUCAAACCAAACAUCUCCAGGAGUGUUCAAUCAUCUUCGACGACGCUGCCAAAGCAGCUCUUCCCAAAUCCUUCCCUGUUGCUCCAGUACCUGUUCGAGUACCCGGAGAGAUGAACGGAGACGGUUUCCCUUCUCCUCUGAACCCUGUCCUGGCAAGUAGUCCUAAGGAGAAUCCCAAUUCUAGCAGUGACGAUCUCGCUGAAGCCGCGAGCAAAAUAAAUCUCAUCUCAACCAACAAGUUUAAACCCCUCUCCUCCCUUCCACCUCCUGACAUUGUAAAGAAAGAAGAAGUUACCAUUGAACUAGACAAUGAUGACGACGAUGACGGAUCUGAAUAUGACGACGGUGUUGUCCCAACACUUGAAAAGGUGUCUCAAGAAAAGGAUUUUGUCUCCGGUAACUCAAGUCCUAGCCGAGAGGUUGCCACUAUCCUCUCUACAGAUGAGAGAAGGUUUGAGCCUGAAUCUCCCGCCGACAACACAAUACAAGAAUCUCCAUCUCCUGACUUCCACUCUACCAAGAUAAACUUGAAUACAAGUGGAACAAUAUUUCCUAAUCCUCCCUCUGUAACCCUCGCCACUGCUAUGACAGGCUCACUGGCCAAGAUGGUCCCUGUACCCCUCACCCUUGACGUCCCUGUAGCCAAUUCUCAGCCCCUAGAUAUUGUUGUAAAGGAUCUACAAAAAGAAAUAUAUAAUCUACGCCACGAGAUCUCCGGUUUAAACAGAACAGAACAAAUAGCUGCACAGAUAGAAGCUCAACUAGCAACCAGGCUUGAUGCUGCCGUCAACAGGACUAUAUCCGUCAGUCUAGCUAAGAUGGAGCAGAACAUGAAGAAGCAGGAGGAGAUAAUGAUCAACUUCAUGGCUAAAUCUAUCACAUCGAAAUGUGAUCAAAUUCUGAGUAUUGAGCUGAAGCGCAAUGUUGCCGAGACAGUAAACCGUGCUCUGGAACCUCUCAAGGCGAGGAUUGACUCUCAGAUUGGACACAAGCUUUCUAACGCAGAUCAGGUGGUUCGAGAGAGUGUUUACAAGAUCGUGAGUAAUCCCGGCUUUCAAGAUUCUAUCUCUAAGAAUGUCUCCAAGUCCCUCCAGCCUGUGAUUGCUGAAAGCUACCGUGAGGUGCUCCAGGCUAACCUACCAGGAAUGGAGAGAAUGAUGAAACAGAUUCUCUCUAACAUGAACGAAACUUUCCUGGCCGGAACUAAGGAGUAUACUGCCGAGCUCCGGGGUAGACUGGAAGCAUCAGAGGUUGCUCAGAGAGACGAAAUCUCACCGUAUCUCAGGGAUAUCAUGAAGAGUCUUGGUAAUCUUUCAGCCAGUCAGAGUAAACUCAGUAACCAGGUUUCUGAAAUAAAUACUCGAAAUGAGAAGGAGUUACCUAAAAGUAUUGCAAAGAUGAUCCGUAGUGAGGUUCGAGCUGCUUUAUUGGAUCAGGUUUCCGUGUCUCCGGGACCUAUCAAACCCAACAAUCUUCAUGCUGAUAUUAAAUUUAUAAAGGAGAUGGCGAGCACAGGAAACUACAACGAGGCCUUUAAGAAAGCGCUGAGCUUGAACGAUCUGUCCAUGGUUAUGCUGGCCUGUCAUUCCGUCAACCCCGGGCAAAUGUUCGGUCAAGAGACCUGUCCUCUCAACCAAUCGGUCAUUCUCUCUCUUAUUCAACAGCUUAGUUGCAACCUACAGGAGAAAACCGAGCUGAAGCUGGCGUACCUGGAGGAGGCAGUUCUUCAUCUAGAUAAAAACAACUCUAUUACCAAGGCUCACGCCCCCUCCAUGCUGAACCUACUGAAGGCCUCCAUCCAGACCUACACCAAGGAGACCCCAAACAGCAAGCACGCCAGGAACUUCAAGACCUUGGAGAUGGCAGCUGCGGGAUUUAUUCAUGAGAUCCAGUAGAUCUACAAUCUUGAGUAAAUAUCUCCAGUAGAUCUUCAAUCUCAAGUAGAUCUACAAUCUCCAGUUGAUUUACAAUCCCCAGUAGAUCUACAAUAAAUCUUCACCAUUUUGGAAGACACGGAACACAAUAUUUAUAAAAGCCGACUUUGUUAAAUUUGACCCCCGACCUUUUACUAAAUACGAUCAUUUAAACCCUGAUUUCCAUCAGAAUAGAAUACUUAUACUCAUUACUCAUAUCAGAUCCCGGUGUACACGCGUACAAUUCUGUACAUACAAAGAUACUAAUAGAAUAACAAUUAUGUACAGCGGCCAUUUAUUUCAUGUACACUUUAUACAAAGACAUAACCUGUACCGACUCGACAAUUAUUUUUUAUUGUCUCUCCAAGUUAGUUACUGCAUGACAUAUUGUAUUCAUGCUGAUUUUUAGUUUAUAAAGAAAUCCUGCAGUUAACGCUCUACGGUACGUGAGCUUGCUCCACAUAUAUUAUUCAUGCCAGCAUUUUAUAUUCGUUCAUUUGUUAAAUAAAGUAAUACAAAAAUAUUUGUAUAAUUCAA